Messenger RNA from Dictyostelium purpureum, 583 nucleotides. RefSeq lists its product as uncharacterized. Bases 18 to 359 code for a protein of 113 amino acids. The record is from RefSeq and is a predicted model, not a curated record. NCBI's taxonomy places the organism in Eukaryota, Evosea, Eumycetozoa, Dictyosteliales, Dictyosteliaceae. Gene Ontology annotation, cellular component: mitochondrion. Gene Ontology annotation, molecular function: acyl carrier activity; acyl binding. Gene Ontology annotation, biological process: fatty acid biosynthetic process. The transcript has a single exon.
CACAGAAAUAUAUAAAAAUGAUCAGAAAUACUUUUAGAUUAAUUUCAAACGUCAGUCGUCCAACUUUUGUUUCUGCUAAACAAUCACCAUUCAUGAGCAGAAACUAUGGUACUCUUUCAGAAAAAGAAAUUACUGAUCGUGUCAUCAACAUUAUUUCAAACUAUGAUAAAACUCAAGGUAAAACCGUUACUCCAACCACCACUUUCAAAGAACUUGGUCUCGAUAGUUUAGAUGCUGCUGAUAUUUUAGUUGCUGUUGAAGAAGAAUUCGGCAUUGAAAUUCCAGAUGAAGAUGCUGACAGAAUUGCCUCAACUGCUGAAACUAUCACCUACUUAAGAAAAACUCCAACUGCCAAAUAAAUUAAUUAAUUAUAUAAUAAUAACAAUAUCAAUUUAAAUGGAUAGAAAAAUAAUUAAAAAAAAACAACACUAAAUUAUAACAAUAGCUCCAAGUAAUAAUAGCAAACAACACCAACAAAAACAACAAUAUCUCAAGUAUAUAUGACAGUAUAUAAAUAUAAUAAUAAAAAAAAAUUAAAAAAUUAAAAAAUUAAAAAAAUUUAUAAAAACUACUAUUUAAUCAU